AUGAAGUCGAUUCUCUCCGCCCUCCUCGCCCUGACGCUCUCAGUCGUCUCGGCUCAGGAAUACAACACCUCGGCCCCCUUCACGCUGAAGCUCGAGAGCGACAACGAGGACCUCAACGGGCAGUUCCUGGGCGCCUGCCACGCCGGCGCCGCCAUCGAGCAGCUCUGCCUAUCCGGCACGGAUGGCACCCCGGUCAACUACAACACCUUCACCCUCAACGUCACCUCCGGCAGCACCGAUUUCGAGACGGGGCCGCUCGUCUGGAUCCUCCGGGGCGCCGACUUCAACCUCAGCUCGGGCCUGUCCUUCAGCCAGAACCUGCACAGCAACGUCGCCGUCCCCACGUUCACGCCCUCGCCCAGCUAUGACUACGUCGGUUUCGACGCCGACAACAAGCUCUUCAUCUACUCCGGCCCUUACGACGAGUCUACCUUCGUGGCUGGCGAGUACCCCGUGGGGGCGCCGUCGGUGCCGCAGUACCAGUGGUACGCGUGCUACACGUACACUGGCUACUACUACCACGCUCUUGCUUGGGCCACCACGGGGGAGCCGAUCAACCCAACGUGCGAGGAGGUCAAUGUGACCCGCACUUUUGUCUAA
This is a messenger RNA of Diaporthe citri, 600 nucleotides long. RefSeq lists its product as uncharacterized. The transcript has 2 exons. Bases 1 to 600 code for a protein of 199 amino acids. The record is from RefSeq and is a predicted model, not a curated record. NCBI's taxonomy places the organism in Eukaryota, Fungi, Ascomycota, Sordariomycetes, Diaporthales, Diaporthaceae.